AUUCCCAGGGAUCGCAGACUUAUCGGUCAUCGACACGCACGCACUGUGCACCCCGAGGUCAACGAAUUAUUCUGAGGUUUGGGGGAAUCGAGAGCUGCAUUCAUCAUCAAGCGAGUCCAUACAACAGGGGCACACACCAACGCUUAAAAAGGGGGGUCGUGACGAGAAAGAGACAUUGCCUGAUGAAUGGCACCGGUGAUUGAGCCGUGGAUGUUGGGCAGGUAGCGUGUCGGACGCGGGGUAAGAAGGAAGGCAACCGUAAAAUCACUCCAGUGAGGCCCUGCAGGGUUCGCUUUGGCACGGACUCGACUGUGCUGCUGGCCACGCUACACCUGGAUAAUUUGUAGGUGUCUGGAAAGUGCAUCAUGGACAUUUGCUCCCCUAACACCAGAGAAAGCAAGAUGGCGCUGACCAAUCGACGGGUGUUUCUGUGUCAAAGACCGGAUGGUGAGCCACGGGUGGGAAAUUUUCGAACUGAAGACUGUGCCUACCCUACAGACAUCCAGGAUGGUCAGAUUGUAGUCAAGACACUUUAUCUUUCUGUUGACCCAUACAUGAGAAUAUGCAUGAAAGAAGACACUGGCACAAAGUACCUCCAGACAUGGAAGCUGGGCCAUACCAUUUCAGGCGGAGGGGUGGGCGUAGUUAUUGACAGCAGGUGUUCAGAGUUUGUCGCCGGUGAUAUUGUUUCCAAGGACUUCAAUUGGCCGUGGCAGUUGUAUGCAUCUCUUCCAACUUUGCAUACCAACAAGAUUGAUGGAUCCUUCGGUAGCAAUCAGCUGUCACUGGCCCUGGGUGCUCUGGGAAUGCCCGGACUGACAUCGUUGAUUGGGAUACGUAAGCGCGCCAAGAUCAAGCCAGGAACCAACCAAACGUUUGUGGUCAGUGCGGCGGCUGGAGCAUGUGGGUCACUAGCUGGGCAGAUUGCAAGAUUAGAAGGGUGUGGUCGAGUGGUUGGUAUUUGUGGGACGGACAGGAAGUGCCGCUUUCUGAUGGAUGAACUGGGAUUUGAUGGAGCUAUCAACUACAAAACCGAUGACAUUGCCGCUAGGCUGUGGGAGUGCUGUCCAGCCGGCAUCGAUGUGUACUUUGAUAAUGUCGGUGGUAAGAUCAGCACCGAAGUUAUCAAACAGAUGAACCCAGACAGUGUAGUUAUCCCAUGUGGCCAAAUUUCAACGUACAGCGCCGACAUCAAAAUUCCACUGGACACAGGCACCCUGAUGUUACUGAAAGAGAGGCGAAUCAGCAGGGAGGUCUUUGCUGCCAACGAAUUCACUGACUUGUUCGUCGAGGGGAGAAAACAACUUGCCAAGUGGGUCAGGGAGGGAAAAAUCAAGACAAGAGAAACAGUAGCAAAAGGGCUGGAGAACUGUGGUGCAGCAUUCAUUGGAAUGAUGAAUGGAAGCAACAUAGGCAAGCAAGUUGUCCACAUAGCUGAUCCUUGACCUUCGACCACACAACAUGAAAGGUCGUUGAUACAUAUGCAUAAUCAGAUCAUUUUUUAAAUUGACAGUCCAAUGGCAGUUGGACCCAGGAUGGGGUAUAGAUGUAGAGAGUUAUCUGGUACCAAGAGUUCUCUUGUUGUCAAAGCAAUAUACAGAACCAGUCACAAGACCAUUCAGAAGACCGGUCAUAAGUUCCACCAUGAACAGUGACAAAAGAAUGCUUUUGUCGCAGUUCAUUUGAAUAGCUGGUGACUUGAAUUCAUGCUGGGGGUCUUGUGUUGGUCUUCGGGGGUCUAGACUACAACAUUGGGUACCGUUGUUAUCUGGUUUAGAGUGUGUACAGUCAGUGUUCAUCGGAAUGUACACCAAGCCAUAUUGGUUUCCCAUGGGUGUUAGGGCAGUGGCAUCAAGUGACAAGUAGGCUGCCAACCUUUUUGUCAUCAAUAGUGGAACGUACUGCUGUUCAAAGUUUCAAUUUAUUAUCACAAAUAGGUUAUUUGGGAGACACUUUGUGGUAAAUUUUUCAACCGUAGGGAGACACUGGUCUUUAGGUAGACAUUUCAAAUGCUCCAACUACCAGAAGGAGGCCGAGUUUUGCAGUCCAAAUUUUGAGAGAUGAUAGAUUAGGGUCUAAAAUGAAAACAUGCAAAGUUUGGUUAAGGUUGCAUUAGGGAAUAUUGAAUUAUGGGACGGUACAGUUGGAAAACUUUUGUGCAUAUUCUGAUGGGAAUGUCUCCCUAACGACCCAUUUUCGAACUAUUGCUAUUACAAGUUAAAUCUAGAUUCCCUUCAGUGUUCAAAUUGAUAAAAGUGCACUCUUUCAGGGAGUUUUUGGCCUUUACAGCAGGUGGAAAUGUGACUCUGCUGCCUAUUUAAGAUCCAUUUAUUGAUAAUUUCUCUGUUGUGAAAGAAAUAUUGGGCCCACUUUACAUGGCAGUCACUGGUGAUGUGUCUUGUAUGGUACAGUGCACAAAAUAUUUUUCUCAUGUUUUGUGUGGCAGAGUUGUGAUCCAGUCCAAUUGAAAUUCAUAUCACGAGUCACCUCACAAGCAAUUUCACAAUGCCACCAUAUUCAGGAAGUGACACACGGGGUUAAUACUCAACUACCUUUGCUAUAACAAAGGCAUUCCAACAUUAGCUCGCAGUCGGUAGCACUUUGUCAAAGCGACAAGUAGGGGGGGCUGGACAAAGCCAAAGUAUUGAUAGGAAAACCAUUGUGAUAGUUCUUUGAACAGCUUGUCGCUCAACUUGAGAUUGUGUGACUUGUGGUCUACUUCGGAUUAACAGGUCGGGAUGUGCACCUGACUGGUAUGUACACCUUCAUCUUUGUGUCAUGUAGAAAUGAAGUAUGGCAGGGUGAAAGAGAGGGCCUCUUUUGCCCAAUGAAAACCCUAGUUACUUAAUUUCUGCUUGAAACAGAGAAGUGUGUGCAAGUGCUUGUACGGCACUCUUAAGCAUUUUAAUCCAGCCAUCCGCUACCCUUUGGCUAUUCACCUCGAGCAGAAGCACUCCCUCGUUGGUUGAGAAGAGCCGCGUUGGUUGGAAGUGCUCAGUUUAUUGGUAGCGAUGUUACUAUGACCCAUGCAUUUCCUUGUCGUUUGUGAACCAGUGAAGUUCAUUGCCGACCAGUGAAGCCGCCAUUGCCAAGAAAAUAGCGCCCUCACUUGGUCCAGCUCAAAGCCAGUAGGAAUGCUUCUUGACAUCAAAUCUUGAUCUAGAUUUGGCUUGUUUGUAUGAAUGACCUCUGGCACCCUGGUAGUCAGCACAUCCUUGCUAAUAAAAUUUCCAAUUUACGUAGCACUGUGUCUCUGUCUUGCAGUGAGUAAUGGAGUAGGCAGAUCUAAGCUAAAGAUUCUGGGGCCAAACUGAAAGCUAAUCGAAAACCACAGUAGCCACUUUUUUAAUACUAAAAUUUUAGCAACUCAGUAAAACUUCAAAAGAGUUCAGUGCAGUGUUUUAAGCUUAUCGUCAGUAUGUAUAUAUAAUUGUUCCGUACAGAUGAAGUAUCCAAAGGUACAAAAAAUGUAUAUUCCUUGCGACCAUGUUUAAUACUGAUGGAGUCUGAUAAGAUGCAAUUUUGUGUACUGUAAGAAAAUGGGGAUGGCCCUUUUUGGAAGACCAACUUGUUCAACUUCCAUUACUCCUCAUCGAGGUGCCGUGUACUUUGUAUAGUAUCAGGUGAUAAAAAAGCAUUUGAAAUUUCUUCCAUAUUGCGAGGCUGUGGAUAAGGUCAUUGUGAGCCAGUAAUUUGUAUUAGUGAUAGCUUUUGUACUUGUCUGUGACAGGCAAUUUGUAUAUUUACCGUUUUCCUCAACAUUUUCUUACCAUCUGUUUUCAAAAUGAUAUCCACGUACUGCAGGAAAGAGUAUUUAUCAGCUUAUUAAUCAACAAUGUAAGUCUUUCUCACAAUUUGAAGUAUUUUGAUGCAAAGAACAUUCAGAACUACUGCUUGUAAGAGUGGGACUCUACCUCGGGUAAGACUUGAUGCUCUGUGCAACUGAUUUUGUGUAUUAUCUUACAUUUAAUCAUUCAAGCUUCACUCCAGUGAGCAAUUCACAAUAGUGCGCCACCAAGAGUUUGCAACGCGUUGGCCAAUCACAAUGAGCCAAAUUUGUCGACCCUUUC
This is a messenger RNA of Acanthaster planci (crown-of-thorns starfish), 4070 nucleotides long. RefSeq names its product prostaglandin reductase 2-like. The record is from RefSeq and is a predicted model, not a curated record. Lineage: Eukaryota; Metazoa; Echinodermata; Asteroidea; Valvatida; Acanthasteridae. Gene Ontology annotation, biological process: prostaglandin metabolic process. Gene Ontology annotation, molecular function: 15-oxoprostaglandin 13-reductase [NAD(P)+] activity.